GUGCCACUUUCAGGUCUCCUCACACUGCUGUUGUGUUCCAUUUUUUGUCAUAGGGUGCUGGCAGAUUACGGGCCUCCCAUUGCUGCUGCCAGGCCCGUAAUCUGCCAUGGGCCCCUGUACCGCCUCCUCAUGCUGCUGCCAGGUCCAGAGUGUCUCAUGGGUCCCUGUACGGCCUCCCAUUGCUGCUGUCUCCAUCGCCACACUCUGCCAUGUGCCACUUUCAGGUCUCCUCACACUGCUGGUGGUUUCCAUUUUUGUCAUAGGGUGCUGUAUGGCCUCCCAUUGCUGCUGCCUCCACCGCCACACUGUGGCUCCACACUCUGGUUUUGGGCCCCGUGACUGCCCAAAUGAGUGAAGUGUGCGGUGAUUCUAAGAUCGACGGCACUCAUCUGCAUGUCAUACUG
Molecule: messenger RNA, 404 nt
Organism: Staurois parvus
Lineage: Eukaryota; Metazoa; Chordata; Amphibia; Anura; Ranidae
Source: the annotation of a GenBank genome assembly